Molecule: messenger RNA, 5469 nt
Organism: Symbiodinium natans
Lineage: Eukaryota; Dinophyceae; Suessiales; Symbiodiniaceae
Source: the annotation of a GenBank genome assembly
AUGCACUUCGGUCGGCGUGUCUCGUCUUCGCUGGGCGUCUCUCGUCUUCGCGCGUCUUCGCGUGUCUUCGCUCGUUUUGGCGCGUCUUCGUUCGUCUUCGCUCGUGAUCUCUCGUACUCGCAACUCUUCGCCUGUCUUCGCAUUGGGAAGUGCCCGAUCACGCCUCAUGCAGUUUUGCGGUAUCUGGUGGAGCGAGCGCGUGGGAGGAGGCAUGCUGUUACCCCGGCAUCUCAUCCCCAAAAAGUCUCUUCUAAGCUUGCGCUCCGCCCUUGCCCGUUUGCACUUUGCACUCCGCUUUCGAAUGCGCCUGUUGUUUUUGUUCAGUCUGCAACCUUGUUGUUGGAAGCUCAGUGGGUGGGCCAAAACUACGCCUUGUCAUGUCUUCGAGGUGAGCAGAAUGCGGUCCAUGAAGUGAAAGCAGAGAAGUGCCGGCUGUUCAAGCUUUCUGCAGACCUAGGCUACUUGGUUGGCAUUGGGGCCAUGCCUGCAGCACCGCAGUGUCGUUCCGGUGGCAAGUGGGGCGAAGUCACCUCAUCUAAGGCCCUGACCUGGAGUUGCACUUGCCUCAGUGUGGGCGUCGAGCGACGGUUCAGCAUCACGGCGGAUGUUCUCAAAGAAGAGCCAGGCCUCUACGAUGCGAUGCGGGCUCGGCAGACGCCAAUGGGGGUGACUUUUGCCAAAUGCAUCAAAACGGGAAUCGACAACCGGGGACACCCCAUGAUCAAGACCCCAGGCCUGGGUGGGGUGGCAGGGGACGCAGACUGCUUCGACACCUUCCAGCCGUCCUCAAGCUCAUCGCCGCCUUCGCACUUUGAAAGUCCGAAGCGCUUCAUCCCCGACGUCGCCCUGGCGGACGCGUCCUAUGUGGUCUCAAGCGUGAACUUUGCCGCUUGCGCCCUGAUUUAUUCCGCGAGGAAUGUCCAGGGCCCGCGCUUCGCCCCGUCGAUGCUGCGGUCCGAGCGCGCAGAGGUGGAGCGCAUGAUGGUGAAAGCGCUGCUGUCCAAUGGCCUCAUCGACGGCUCAUGGACCUGGCCAGUGCUGCCAGGGCCAAAGCCCCAGAUUCCCCAGUCGGGGCCGUGUCGGGGCGUCCUGCCGCGAGAUGCCAUUGCGCCAAGUCAGCGGCAGACAUUGCGUCACGCUAAUGGUGAAUCUUAUCCUCUUGGCCUCUGGAUCAGCGACUGGGCCGCUGGAUAUGUCACGGGCGCUGUCAUCCACAUCCUCAUAGAGGAGCGUUUGGGAUACGCCGUGAACGAAACCGGGCCCGGCCUGGGCGCUUUGAAUGCCUUCUACGCGCUCGCGGGCUGUGUAGACCCCAUGAAUCUCGAGGAUCGUGGCUGUGGGCCCGAGGUAACUUACAACCACAUCAAUCUCGAGACCUGGGGCGAGGGCUACACCACCGAAUGGGAAGAGAUACAGAGAGAGCACCCUUCGAUGGCACCAAUCGACGUCGGGAGCAUGGGCUACAGCGGUCAAACAUCCUUGUUUAUCCCAAAGCAGUCUCAACAGGAGGCCUACGACCAACUUGGCACUGCUUUGGAUUUCUUUCGAGGGUGGAACAAGUCGUGGAGUCAGCCCUGGCAUUUCUUUGACGGCAUCGCUGAUGUCAGUCGGGGCCAUAUCUACCCAUGCAAUGAGACCCGCUUCAAGUUGACCAGACCAAAUGAGAUCUAUUUGAAGAUCACGGGCGAUGCGGAUGGAGUCCGCAGGCUCUCGGAGAACGAGACGAUCGCAUUUUGUCCGGAUGGUUACUUUUGGCUGGCUCCCGCUUGCAGGGCAAACACAUCUCAUUGCGUGCCUUACUUCACUGGAGGUGCGGGAUGGAUGUUGGAUGACGUUAUGCAGAAAGCAGCCGCCUACAACAUGCCCUUGGCAGUGGCUGUGGCUAGAGAGUAUGGAGUGUUGCCGACAAAAGUCAGUAGCACAUUCUACUGGUGGACACCAGAUCACACUUUCCUGGAAUUAGACCCCGUGAAGAUCGUGUUCCCCGAGUACGACUUCAACUCCUACAGCGUCGGCGACAAGCGAACAGCCAUGAAGGACGCCCGCAUCACGAAGCUGGUCAGUCAAGACCUGUCGACACUGGCACCGCGUGUCGAAGACCUCAUCCGAAGUGUGCGGUUUCACGUCGACGACGUGAACUUGAUGAUGAUGGACAUGAAGCAGACUGGCGACUCGCACUUGGAAGUGGCGUGCCGUUGGCUGAAGUCAAACACGGGCUCUUGGGAGACGUGGCUGCCAGAUAAGACGAAGUGUUUUGCUGGCUACGGCCUCUAUGACAUCAGCCUGAUGGACUUUGCUUUCGAAAGGGAGGACCCCACCUACAGGGAGUGCCGCCCCUGCACGUCGGGGAGGUACUCGUCGCCCUUCUCAGAUGUCAAAGGAGCCACAUAUGUGUGCAAUCCUUGCGAGCCGGGAACCAGUCAGCCGUCCUUCUUGGCGCUUUUCUGCGAGCCUUGCCGGCUCGGUGAGUAUCAGAACUUUUCCGGCAGCGAAAGUUGCAACCGCUGUGAGAUGGGAACGUACCAGGACCGGAGAGGCUCAGCUCUUUGCGAUGUGUGCCCCCCUGGCAGCAUCACACUUGGCCUGGGCUCGGUGUCUCCCUCGGACUGUGGCUGCAAGGCGGGCUUCAUUGACAAGGGGAACCUGACUUGCGUGGAGUGCGGGGAGGGCUUGGAGUGCCCCGCCCUGGCCACCGUGGCCAGCCUCCAAACCGGCACUGCCGAGUUAGGAGAGGACUUUGUGCCUUACAUUCGUGAGAACUUCUUCAGCACCGUUGAGCAGCCCCUGGACCUCUACCGGUGCUUGCAACCUUUCCGAUGUUCCGGAGGACGUCCUGGAAGCGGCAGUGGUGGUGCAACCAACGUGGCCUGUACGGAUUGCAGAGAUGGUCAAACCUGGGACGUAGACAAAUGCAAGGACUGCUCAGCAUUCCAGGUGGGGGGCUGGAUUUUGGCCUUCCUGGUUCUAUGUCUGGGCCUGCCUUCGCUCUACUACAUCCUCACCUCACAGACUGCGGCCAAAGCUUCGGUUCUCUUCACCACGACCUGUGCCUGCGGGAUGACCAUCUCCGUGCUGCAAAGCAUGGGAAUUGUGGGGAUGAUGACCGUGGACUUCCCCUUGCAGAUCCGGGGCAUUUUCGAGUUCCUCCAGAUCUUCGUGCUUGACAUGGCCAACUUCGCCAUCUCCUGCGUCGUAGGGGGCCGGGUGUCCGUGCGGUACGUCGCCUCCGUCCUUUGCUUUCCGGCGGCGGUCUUGUGGCUUUCCACCUGUGCCACGCUCUCUAAGCUCCUUCCCAAAUCAUAUCGGUGGGAGCCCAGCAAGACGAAGAGCACGAUUGGCCAGGUGUUGCAAGUCGGCUUCAGCACGAUGAGUUCUAUCUCAAUGGCCCCUCUGACCUGCUUCAGCCAUCCCAACGGCAUCUACAGCAUCCUCAAGUUCCCUGGGGCCACAUGUGGUUCUGAACAGCACAUCAUCAUGGAAGUGGCAGGCGUGAUGCUGCUCGCAGUGGGGGUGUUGGGUUUUCUCGCCCUCUGUACGUGGGCCGUGGUCAUGAUGCCAAAGUGGAGCGGAAUGGGACUGCACGAUCGAGUUCGUUCAUUCCGCUUCCUUGUCUUCCGCUUCCGUCUGGACAGCUGGUGGUUUGGUGUCCCGUUGCUGAUGCGGGGUCCGUUGCUGUCACUGCCCAUUGCACUUGCCACAGAUCACCCCCCAGUGCAGAUCGUGUGCGCGACCUUGGUGCUCCUGGUUUUCCUCACCGUCCAAUCCCGCUCCUGGCCUUGGAAAGUUCCGCUCUUGAAUGUGCUGGAUUGCCUCAUGUCUGUAUGCAUCACCCUUCUGGUGGCUUCCGCUGCGCUGCACCUGGAUGCCAUCCAGGGGAGCAUGCAAGAUUUUGCGGACGCGGUCUCCACAGUGCUAAUGGGAGCCGUCGGAGUAUGCCUGCUCCUGUUGGUGACGAUGACAUGCUCGGCUUUGGUCUUCCGCACCGCUCUUGGUGGACAGCAGGAGUUAUUCCUGUUCAAUCUGCAGCAGAUGCCCACGCCCGCGGACGUUAGCUCUCAGCUGAGGGCUGUCACAGCAAGAUUGUUGUCGAUGAAUGAGAGGGAUGUCGUCAAGCCGCUGGGGGCACUGACCGUCUACGACAUCAACCUCCUCAUUGCCAGCCUCUCUUUGCUUACUGUGGAGGUCGUGCCUGCAGCCACGGGCAUGGAGUCAAGAGUAAGAGCCCGGUCCAGUCGGAUCGACUCUUCCUCAUUUGCGCCGCCGAAGGCGAAAUUGGUGGAGCCUGCCGAGCCCAAGGUUGCAGAUGUGUCCGAGCACAACCGGGAGGCAGCUCUGUGGACCCCCUUGGUCCUGGCAUCCUGUUUCUUUCCUAGAGACGAGCUUCUCAACUACCAGGCAAGGCACGCGAAGACAAGCGACCGUGCGAAGACCAGCGACAGAGCGACGACGAGCGCCGAUCUCCUUCUGGGUGGAGUCUUGUGGGGGUGGCUCACUGACAUGUCAGCUCCUUGUGAUGACGAGUUGAACGCCGCCAAAACAUCUCCAUAUGGCCUUGAUAUGGUUUGCUGGUCUGAGCAUGGCUGGGAUGGGGACGCUGCACGAGAUCCCCGAAUGCAAUGCCGCAGUUCCGGAAAAGGUGACGAGUGGAAUGCGUUCCAUGAAGUGAGAGUAGUGAAGUACCACCUGUUCAAGCUUUUUGCAGACUUGAGCAACUUGGUUGGCAUUGUUUGGGCCAUGCCUGCAGCGUGUGAGGUCGUCCAUGGAGCUUGGUUCCCAAGUGCGCGCAAGAGUCAUUCCGUGUCCAUUGGCUUACAGUCCCAAGAAUCAGUUGGGACAUCACGCAUAGCCGGGCGAGCUCUGGGCCCCUCCAUGGCUGCCGACACAGGGCUACCCUUUGCCAGCUUGCCCGGACUUGGGGACAAGGAGGUGGAGGGCUUCCCCACCGACAGAUGUCCGGAGGAAUUGCCCGAUCUCUCAAGACACUUCAGCAUCACGGCGGAUGUUCUCAAAGAAGAGCCAGGCCUCUAUGAUGCGAUGCGAGCUCGGCAGACGCCAAUGGGAGUGACCUUUGCCAAAUGCAUCAAGACGGGAAUGGACAACCGGGGACACCCCAUGAUCAAGACCCUAGGCCUGGGUGGGGCCGCUUUGAAAAGAGAGCAUUAUAGUGCGGUGGCAGGGGACGCAGACUGCUACGACACCUUCCAGCCAUUCUUUGACAAGCUCAUCGCCUCGUGCUGUGGGCAGGCCGCCUUGGAACGACCGCACUUUGAAAGUCCGAAGCGCUUCAUCCCCGACGUUGCCCUGGCGGACGCGUCCUAUGUGGUCUCAAGCCACCUUCGCGUCUCCAGGAAUGUCCAGGGCCUGCGCUUCGUCCCGUCGAUGCUGCGGUCCGAGCGCGCAGAGGUGGAGCGCAUGAUGGUGAAAGCGCUGCUGUCCAAUGGCCUCAUCGACGGACCGGGCCCGGCCUAA